Molecule: messenger RNA, 3210 nt
Organism: Haliotis rufescens (red abalone)
Lineage: Eukaryota; Metazoa; Mollusca; Gastropoda; Lepetellida; Haliotidae
Product: D-arabinono-1,4-lactone oxidase-like
Exons: 13
Coding region: 24-1829 (601 amino acids)
Cellular component (GO): membrane
Molecular function (GO): FAD binding; D-arabinono-1,4-lactone oxidase activity
Source: RefSeq, a predicted model, not a curated record
GUUAUGUGCAGCUCGCGUUAAUCAUGAAGGUGUUUCUGGUCGUCACGCUCUAUCUCGCCACGUGCAUAUCCUUCACAAGGUCAAAGUCGCUCCGCAGCAGCAAAACCGAUGGAAAUCUUGAAGGUCUUGAGGACACGAUCGUACCCUUGGGGGAUGAACCAGCCGACUACAGAGCUAAGCGCUCGGUGAUGAGGAAGCCAACAGCACUGUCGGAGAUCAUGGGCCCUCUCAGUCGCCGCCAUGCACGAGAUCUCACGGAGUUUCAGAGAAGUGACGCCGUAUAUUUGCGCAUGCGCGGUCUUCUGUCUAUCCUCAAAAUGCUCAUUGGGAAGGAGCCCCAAAUUGAGAUCUUCCACUACGUCAACUGGGACAAAACCAUCAACAUCGACAACCUCUUCUACACCAGACCAACAAGCAUCUUCCAGGUCCGACGCAUCAUCCGGGCGGCGAGGCAUCUGGGCAUGCGCGUCAGGGCGACGGGUGCCGGACAUAGCCGAUCUCCGCUGUAUGUUGACGAAGGCAAUGUCAUGAUGGAUGUCCGAGAUCUCGAGCGACACGACGGACCCCGGAUGCAGAUUAACCCCAAGAACAGCGUCCGAAACUACAAGACGUUGACAGCGAUGACAGGCGUGUACGAAUACGAUCUUAAUGAGUUCAUGGUUCGCAAUGACGUCACAAUGCUGUCACAGCCACUCAACGUGAACGAAACAAUGGGCGGGAUGGUUGCCGCCGCUACACACGGGUCUACGUGGAGCGCCCCCACCUACAGUGGGUACGUCAGGGAACUCCGACUAAUGGACUCUAGUGGCAGACUCCGGAAGUUUACGAUCGAGAGGCACCCGGAGCUGAUGAAGGCUAUCAUUUGUAACCUGGGGAUGUUUGGCAUCAUGUACGACAUCACCAUACAGGUAUACCCUACCCUGAUAGCAAAGGUACACAACCAGUUCGUGCCGCUCGGCUCCCUCAUCUACAACAACACAGCCCUGCGCGACACCGUCACCGGCAACUUUCUGACGGAGAUCUCGUGGUUCCCCUUCAACUCCGUCACGGACGCUGAGGCGGAGGACUACAAGAGGGACGGCACAAUACCAGCAGCAUGGAACGCCAAGCGCGACUCCAUCUGGCUCAGAUCCAUCAACAUCAUCAGCGAGGCUGAACUUGGAGGAAGACCCCUUGAGCCCACCCACUUCCUCCCCACUAACGGUUCUCUGUCUGGAGGCAAGGAGAAGGGUCUUCUCCGUGGAAGGGGCGCUGUGAGCGUUGCCAAACGUGUCCCCAUCGUCAGCUACCACCAUCUUGUCAACGCAUUUCCCGUGAUCCUCCCGCCAAGAUGGGGCACGGAGACCAGUGCCGCCUUCAUGCUCAACAUAGAUAACCAGUUCAUCAGGGCGGCAGAGGCAUUGCAGUUCAUCGUCGAGGAGGCAGAGAAUCAGAUCAAGGCUAACGGCUCCACCCCACUGAACGCCCUCCUUCCCCGCUUCUUCGAGAACUCGGACUGCGACCUUUGCCCCGGCAACCACGACAUCACCCAGGCCGACGACAGUGGCCGCACCCUCGUCAUCGACUUCCUUGCCCCCCCUGCGCAGUAUGGCUUUUACCCCACCGCCAGGAAGUUUGUCGACCAUUUCCGCAACCAGAAGGUCAGACCCCAUUGGGGUAAACGCCACGACAACAUACCCGGGAUCAUUGACCACAUCAAACUCGUCUACGGUGAUAACCUGGACCACUUCCAAAAGAUGCGGAAACUGGCCGAUGUGGACCCAUGUGAUAUGUUCAUGAACUCAUAUCUCCUUGAGAUCUUCGGAAGGAGCGGCACCUGGUGUGCUUAACUCGACGCUCAGUACGCAUGCGCCACUCCAUCGCAUCCUGUUGACUGAAAGGAAGCUAGUGUCAGAUAAAAACGCGAAUGUUGACAGGAAUUGAAGGCACACGCUUCGAGACAAUUAUGUUGUUUUCCCUGAUUACUGUUAAUCAAAAUUUACCCUAAGAGACUUCACGUGGGUUCACGUGACGUGACGUGACGUGACGUUACGCCCAAUCAACGUGAACUGACGAACACCAGCUGUUUUUGUCAACUGAUCACGAAGUCAAAGUUUAGUUUGGGAUAUUCGAAACAACGGAGGAACAGGUGUUUACUUCGAGUUAAACAUCAUAUUCGGGUUAACCGGAGACCAGGGAACAAUGUGUUUCCUUCCCAAAUAUGAGAGAUUCUGUUGAAAUAAUCUUUUCUUAUUUUUCUCAGGUAGUUUGUGAUAUGCGCUUUUAAUGUUUAUCUUUUCAAGCGAAGUGUUUGCUUUUAUUUAGUCCCAAACUAUUGGUGUGAGUUAGUAUGAUUUUACGCCGCUUUUAGCAAUAUUUUUCAGCGAUAUCAUGGCGAGGAUGGGUUUCACACAUUAUUCCUAUGUGGGGAACGAACCCGGGACAUCGGCGUGAAAGCAAACGCUUUAACCGCUAAGCUACUGCCGUCCCCCUUACCCCAAAACAAUUGGAGGAGACGAAUAAUAAUGUGUAAUGUAUGUACUCGACUGUAAAGAAACGGAUAGAACGAUCAGAUUCAGUAGUUCAUACAGCACUAUCAAGGAAUGGACCUUAACGCUAUACAUCGAGAAGGACCGGCUCGCGAAACCUUGAGAUUGAGUUAGCUCCCUUUGGUCUGUCAACCCGAUGAUGGAAACCCAACAUCGAUUUUCUUAUAACACUGUGGUGCAUGAUAGACUGACAGAAGAAUUAUCGAGUGAUAUUUUCAUGAUAUAUUUUUCUUUUGUUAACCGACAACGUUAUAAUAAAAGCGAUGAAGAGGACGUUUUUGAAUGUUACACAAUUAUUCCAUUUAUUUUAAUCUUCAUGAAGACUUACCUUAACCUUUUCUUCAAAUUCUCUCCGAUCUUCCCAACUUUGCAUCGACAAGGUCUCAGAUCCGUAAGAUAUUAAACAAUUAAAAGUUGUUCUGGCGCAUAUGGUACUUCAUGGACAUUGUUGAAAGUAUCACUCAUAAUUGCAUCGAUAUCCGCGUCAUAGUUUUUACUGAGUUUUGUUUGACAGUGUAUAUUUUCCUGCUGAGUCAAAACGUUGUCAUAUGGUAUACGUGUUUUCUUUUUUAUAUAUUUCCAUUAGAAUUCAUCGACAUGACAUAUUAUGCCAGUUUGUGAUGUAUGUCCAUAUCAUGUAUGUAGAUAUUAACAGACUUGUAUAUAAAAUUGUUACACAUUA